Messenger RNA from Drosophila hydei, 1943 nucleotides. RefSeq names its product myb-like protein AA. The record is from RefSeq and is a predicted model, not a curated record. The transcript is spliced from 4 exons. Gene Ontology annotation, cellular component: transcription regulator complex; nucleus. Bases 434 to 1768 code for a protein of 444 amino acids. NCBI's taxonomy places the organism in Eukaryota, Metazoa, Arthropoda, Insecta, Diptera, Drosophilidae. Gene Ontology annotation, biological process: regulation of transcription by RNA polymerase II.
AGCACAAAAUUGAAAAUUAGUUGAAACGAGAAAUUGGCAAAUAACAAAAGCUAAAAAAACGCAUCACAAAUUAAAAGCUAAAGAGGCUGUCGCCUCUGGCAAAGCUGUUACGUAAGCAGCGAAGAGACAACGAAAGCGACAGAGCUGGCAACAUACAGGUAGACAGCGAGAGAAAGAGAGAGAACAAUAGAGAGAGAGAGAGAAAGAAAGAGACAAAAGCAAAGCUGCUUUAAGGAUUGCAUCUCGAAACGGCCAAGGGACACGCACACACACACAGCCGGAAACACGUGUGUGUGUCAUGCGCAGUGGACACUUUGGUAAUGCCAACAAAAGAGGCCACAGCAACAACAAGAAGUUAAGAGACUUUUAAGAGUAAGAGCGAGAGAGAGAGACAGACAGAGACAGAGACAGAGACAGUCAUAUAGCUAGCGAGAUGGCCUUCUCGCGACACAACAUCGAAAAGCGCCGACUCAUCGAGCUAGUUCGCCUCAAUCCCAUCUUGUGGGACUGCCGCCUGCCGCACUACAAGCGCUCCGACAAGAAGAAGGCCGUCAAAUGGAACGAGCUGGGUCGCAUGUUCAACGUGAAUGGGGAGCGGGUGCAGCGCACCUUUACCUCGUUGCGGGAGAUCUUUCGGCGCGAGCUCAAUCACGAAAAGAUGCUGGGCACAACGCGCUUCAAGUCCAAAUGGGAGUAUUACGAUGCCAUGGCCUUCCUCAAAGAGGUCAUCAGGGAGCGAAAAUCUCGUGAGCGCAUUAAGCAACCCGCUGCAGAGAGUACAAUCCACAACAACAACAACACAAACAGCAGCAAUAACAACAACAACAAUACAAAUAUCAGCAGCAACAGCAACAAUAACAACAACAACAGCAACACAAGCCGCAGCAGCAACAACAACAACGCGAACAACAACACCAACACCAACAACAGCGUAGCCCACGAUGAAUAUCAAUACUUUGCGCCCAGCGAUCCAAACAAUCCCAAUAAUCAGCCAAUCAAAGCACCUGAAAACCAGCCAAGCAUUAGCCAGUUACCUGUGGGGCUGCAGCAACAGGCGCAGCAUUUGCAGGCGCUGCAGCUGCAGCCAGAUGUGACUCUGACAUCGUUGCAGAAGGCGCCAUCAGCUGUUGUACUGCCUUUGUCUGCGGCAGCCGCACCUUGCCCCACAUCACCGGCAGCACCUGUGCAGCUGUGUGGCAGCUCCCGCUCCUGUAGCAGCUCACCUUCGAUUUACAUCAAGGACGAACCCGAUUCGCCUGACUUGCAAGAGCUGCCCGAUGAGACGAAUACCAGUCGAUCCGCCCAGAAGUCGCGGCCACAUUCCAAAUUGGCCACGAUACGACCGCAGACAAAGCAGCAGCUGAAAGCACGUCUACAGGUAGCCAAAGGUGGGCUGUAUGCCACGCCUCCGCCACAUUUGAUUAUCAAUACAAACAACGAGCUGAUCGAUGUGGAUGCUGGUGAUCUGGACGACGACGACGACGAUCUGGAGUACGAUGACGACGACGAUGAUGACGAUAUCGAUACUAAUCAUCGUGGUGACUGCCCGCCCAAUGCAAAUAUUAGUAUGCUGGGUGCAGGCGGGCGACUCUCACCUGGCAGCAGCUUCACAGGUGCCGGCGCUGCCAGUACACGGCAUCAGCCCACGCACCGAGAGCUGCUCUACAUAAAAUUUGGUGAUUUUCUUGCCGCACGACUGAAUACCCUGCACGAAACUGUUGCCAACGAGUUGAUGAACAAAAUUUUACUGCUAAUUGCUGAGAAGUGAAUGGAGAGAGGAACAAGAGGACCAGCAACUGGUCAAGUGGAACAAGAGAUCAAAUCCGUGCUAAAUAGUUGAACUGAAGCAAAGGUCGAAGCAAAAUUGUUUAGCAACAAAACAAAAAUGAGUCUGUGAAUGUGCCAUAGAAGACAUUUGAAUAAUGUAUUAAUAAAUUUAUGAU